Colletotrichum scovillei is the source of this 1335-nucleotide messenger RNA. Its product is annotated as Fip1 domain-containing protein. The transcript has 4 exons. The record is from RefSeq and is a predicted model, not a curated record. The coding region runs from base 132 to 1181 and encodes 349 amino acids. Lineage: Eukaryota; Fungi; Ascomycota; Sordariomycetes; Glomerellales; Glomerellaceae. Gene Ontology annotation, molecular function: RNA binding. Gene Ontology annotation, cellular component: mRNA cleavage and polyadenylation specificity factor complex.
UGCAAAGCAACCCGCAAAAGCUGCAUCACCAACACCUGCAUCUCCAUUCCCACCUCUACCCGUACCACCGCCACUUCCUCUCCCCUCUUGAAGCAUUGCCGACAACAUCGUAAGACGUAAACACAGCUAAAAUGGACAUCGAUGAAGACGACGAUUUCUACGCGGAUGAGCCGUCCACCGAGCAGCCCACUACAAGCACAACAACAGCCGAAAAUGCUUCUGCUGCUGCUCCUCCACAGGAGGCGUCGCCAAAAGUAGAGGUACCCGAGAGCAAAUCAGAAGAGCUCGAGGAGGGCGAAGAGGAAGACGAGGGCGGCGCCAUGGAUGAAGACGAGGAUGAUUCUGAUAUCGACAUCAUCACCGAGCGCAAAGAUGGCACAAAGGCUGCACCUCCGACACAAUCCCGCUACAGCGACAUCAGAAACAUCCCACAAAGGUCAGCCUCCAACGACAUGGCUAUCAAAGCAGCCCCAGUCAAGGAGGAGGAUUCCGCCAGAGCCUCACCCUCCGACCUUCCUCUCGGUGUCCCCAGCGCCGACAAGGCUGCUGCCGCGGCUUCCAAGUCUACGAUCGACGUCAACGCGAAUCCCGAUUACCCUCCCGUCGGCAAGCCCAUCACCGCGGUCAACAUUGACGAGGACUUGACCGAGAACGAGAAGCCCUGGCGCAAACCCGGUACCGACAUCAGCGACUACUUCAAUUACGGCUUCGACGAGUUCACGUGGGCGCUCUACGCCGCCAAGCAGGAAGCCGUUCGCGGAGAGUUCAGCGGCGACGCUAUUGCCGCCGGCCAGAAGAAGAUGAUGGAGGACUUUGGCAUGAUGAUGAUGGGCGGAAUGAACAUGCCCGGCGGAGGUGCCGCGCCUGGCGCCAACGCGCAGGCCGGUGGCAUGCCUGGAAUGGGUGGCAUGGAAGGUAUGCCGCCCGAGAUGCAGGCCAUGAUGCAGCAGAUGAUGGGUCAGGGUAUGGAUCCCAGCCAGAUGGACCCCUCCCAGAUGUCAGCCAUGUUCAAUGGCAUGCAGGGCCAGGCCGGCAACGCUGGUCAAGGCGGCCAGGGACAGAACUUCAACCAGGGCUUUGGCGGAAAUCAAGGACAGUACGGAGGCUACGACCAGCAGGGCAUGGGAGGCGGCAACCGCGGUGGAUUCGGUAGAGGCCGUGGCGGACGCCGCCAGUGGUAGUCCCCCGCUGCGUUCCGUGUAUGUUUACAAAGAUGUGCUGGUUAUGUAUGUCCAGCCGGGCCGGCGUUUUGGGAAUUCGGUGGUGAGGUCACACAUGGUUUGCUAAAGUUCCGAGAACGGUUCGCGGAACGGCAAAAGCAGGCAUAGAGAUACC